CUUUUAUGUAAAUAAUAAAGUGAGAGCAUUUAUUUUAUUUUAUUUUUUUUUUGUUUUAUAUGGAAAUCUGGAAAAAAGUCAGAAAAAUCGAAAAACAGACGACCAAACACAAAACAAAUCUCUGACAACACACUUUCCAACAUCAAAACUUUUUAUUUUAAAACAGCGGCUAAUCAAAACAUUCAUCAUUUAUCUAUCCCUUAUAUAUUAUAUAUAGAUAGAAUAGAGAUCCAGUCUUUCGUUAGGAUCAUUGAGUUGUGUUUGUAUUUUGGUUUAGUUUUGAAUCUAUUCUUCCCCCCAUCCAAAGUAUAAUUGUGAUCUGUUACACGGUUUCAAAUUGGUAUUCAAUCAAAAAUGACAACUGAAGUUCAAUCAGCUACCCCUACUACUACCGCUCCUCAUCCUGAGGUGAAGAUUAUUAAAAAGAAAUUAAAUGGUUAUGUUGGAUUUGCCAAUUUCCCAAAACAAUGGCAUAGAAAAUCAGUUAGAAGAGGUUUUACUUUAAAUGUUAUGACUGUUGGUGAAAGUGGAUUAGGUAAAACUACUUUAAUUAAUACUCUUUUUAAUAAAGAAAUCUUAUCAUCCAAAGAUUCUGAACUUGAAUCUUCAACCACUGAAGAUGAAUCUAAAGAAGAUGAUAUUAAAGUUAAAAUUAAAUCAAUUGAACAUGAAAUAGAAGAAGAUGGUGUUAAAUUAACUCUUAAUGUUGUUACUGCUCCUGGAUUUGGUGAAUCUCUUAAUAAUACUGAUUCUUGGAAACCUAUUGUUGAAGAAAUUAAUAGUAGAUUUGAUUCAUAUUUAGAAGCUGAAAGUAGAAUUAAUAGAGCUAUUAUUAAAGAUUCAAGGAUUCAUGCUUUAUUAUAUUUCAUUGAACCAACUGGUCAUUCAUUAAAAUCAUUAGAUAUUAGUUUAAUGAAACAAGUUCAUGAAAAAGUUAAUUUAAUUCCAAUUAUUGCUAAAUCUGAUACUUUAACUGAUGAAGAAAUUUCGGAUUUUAAACAAAGAAUAUUGGCUGAUAUUCAAGAACAAGGUAUUAAAACUUUUAUUCCUGUUGAUUAUGAUGAUAAUACUGAAGAUGAUGAAACAAUUUUAAAAACUAAAGAAAUUUUAAGUAAAAUUCCAUUUGCAGUUAUUGGAUCAACAAAAGAAGUUAAAAAUUUAGAAGGUAAAUUAGUAAGAGGUAGACAAUAUCCAUGGGGUAUUAUUGAAGUUGAAAAUGAAAAUCAUAAUGAUUUUAGUUAUUUACGUCAAUUAUUAAUUAGACAAUUCUUAGAAGAAUUAAAAGAACAAACUUCAAAUGUUUUAUAUGAAAAUUAUAGAUCUGAAAAAUUAAAAAAAAUGGGUAUUGAACAAGAUGAUAGUGUAUUUAGAGAAUUUGAUCCAUUAACAAGACAAGAAGAAGAAAAAGCAUUACAUGAAGCAAAAUUAGCUAAAAUGGAAGCAGAAAUGAAAGCAGUAUUUCAACAAAAAGUUUCUGAAAAGGAAAAGAAAUUACAAAGAUCAGAAGCUGAUUUAUUUUCAAGACAUAAAGAAAUGAAAGAUAAAUUAGGUAAACAAAUAAAAUUAUUAGAAGAAAAGAAAGUUCAAUUAGAAAAGCAAAAAACUUUACCUCAAGAACCACCAGUUGCUCCCGCUGCUCAAAAGAGUCGUAAAGGUUUCUUACGUUAAUCUAGUUUUAACUUGACUUAAUUUUUGAUUAAGUAAAAUGUUUUCUUGGGGAUUUAUUAUUUAUAAUAAUAAUGAUGAUAUAUAGUUAGUAUUUUUUUAUAUAUACUUGUUUGUUUGUUUUUUAUUAUUCUCUUUCAUUUUGUGUUUUAGGUAUAUUUUAAUUGAUAUAUAUAUAUAUUUAUAUUAAGUAUAUUUGGUU
This is a messenger RNA of Scheffersomyces coipomensis, 1867 nucleotides long. It is a transcript of the gene CDC3, whose product is annotated as septin. The transcript is spliced from 2 exons. Gene Ontology annotation, cellular component: septin complex; microtubule cytoskeleton; septin ring. The coding region runs from base 355 to 1668 and encodes 437 amino acids. Gene Ontology annotation, molecular function: molecular adaptor activity; GTP binding; GTPase activity. Gene Ontology annotation, biological process: intracellular protein localization; cytoskeleton-dependent cytokinesis. The record is from RefSeq and is a predicted model, not a curated record. Lineage: Eukaryota; Fungi; Ascomycota; Pichiomycetes; Serinales; Debaryomycetaceae.